UAUAGAACAGUCCACCAUUAUCCUGUCGACUUGUGAUAACCCCUUAUACCCUCACAUAGACAUACAAGAUGGCACUCGCAGCGUCCCAGGCUAAUUCUAGCAACAAUGCCUUCAAGGACAAGGAGAAGCCUAUGGCUGUGCGCACCGCCAACAUUGUCGCCGCCAGAGCUGUCGCCGAUGCCGUCAGGACGUCUCUCGGACCAAGGGGUAUGGAUAAGAUGAUUCAGACGGGGAAGGGGGAGACGAUUAUCACAAACGACGGAAACACAAUGUUGAAAAGUAUGUCCGUUAUGCAUCCAUCGGCGAAGAUGCUGGUCGACCUUUCAUCGGCACAGGAUGUCGAGGCUGGAGAUGGAACGACAUCUGUGGUUGUUAUCUGCGGAAGCCUGUUGGGAGCGGCGGACAAGUUACUCGGAAAGGGCAUCCACCCCUCAGUGAUCGCCGAAUCUUUCCAGAGAGCCGCAAAGGCAUCAGUUCAGAUCUUAACCAACAUGUCACAUCCAGUUUCCCUCACCGACACAACUACUCUCCUUCAAGCCGCAACAACAUCCCUGUCCUCCAAAAUCGUUUCACAACACUCCAACCUCCUUGCCCCGAUGGCGGUGAACGCUGUGACCAAGACCAUCGAUAUCAAAACCGCAGAUAACGUUGACUUGAAGAACAUCAGAGUUGUCAAGAAGGUCGGCGGGACUAUCGAGGACAGCGAGAUGGUUGAGGGCCUGGUCCUUACGCAGGGUGUUCUCAAGAGCGGUGGUGGCCCAAUCAGAAUGGAGAAGGCACGGAUAGGUCUAAUCCAGUUCCAGCUGAGCCCUCCCAAGCCAGAUAUGGAGAACCAGAUCGUCGUCAACGACUACAGGCAGAUGGAUAAGAUUCUGAAGGAAGAGCGCACAUACCUCCUGAACAUGGUCAAGAAGAUCAAGAAGGCGAAGUGCAACGUUCUUUUCAUCCAAAAAUCCAUUCUCCGCGACGCCGUCAACGACCUCGCCCUCCACUUCCUCGCCAAGCUCAACAUCCUCGCCAUCAAGGACAUCGAGCGCGACGAGGUCGAGUUCAUCUGCAAAUCCACCGGCUGCAAGCCAAUCGCCGACAUCGACUCCUUCACCGAGGACAAGCUCGGCUACGCGGAGCUGAUCGAAGAGGCCCAGAACUCCGGCUCCAAGAUCGUAAAGGUUACCGGCACCAAGAGCGCCGGCAAGACCGUCUCCAUCAUCUGCCGCGGCGCCAACUCCCUGAUUCUCGACGAGGCCGAGCGCAGUCUCCACGACGCCCUGUGCGUCAUCCGCUGCUUGGUCAAGAAGAAGGCUCUUAUUGCGGGUGGUGGCGCCCCUGAGAUCGAGAUCGCGACCCAGCUGGCGAAGCAGGCGCGCCAGCUCACAGGCACUGAGGCCAUCUGCUGGAAGGCGUUUGCGGAUGCUAUGGAGGUCAUCCCCACAACUCUUGCGGAGAACGCGGGGUUGAAUAGCAUCAAGGUCGUGACGGAGCUGAGACACAAGCAUGCCAAUGGAGAGGUCAACGCGGGUGUCAGUAUCAAGUCUGGUGGUGUGAAGAACGACAUUGGUGACGAGAACGUGCUCCAGCCGUUGUUGGUGAGCACCAGCGCCAUCGAGUUGGCGUCGGAGACUGUAAAAAUGAUCCUAAGAAUCGAUGAUAUUGCAUUAAGCAGGUAAAAUGGAGAUACAAGCUAAACUGUAUUAUAUCAUAUUAUGAAUGAAAAUCAGUCAAAGGCUGUGUAGCCCAUG
Messenger RNA from Pseudogymnoascus destructans, 1739 nucleotides. It is a transcript of the gene CCT4, whose product is annotated as Subunit of the cytosolic chaperonin Cct ring complex. Lineage: Eukaryota; Fungi; Ascomycota; Leotiomycetes; Thelebolales; Thelebolaceae. Gene Ontology annotation, molecular function: ATP hydrolysis activity; ATP-dependent protein folding chaperone; ATP binding. The coding region runs from base 69 to 1667 and encodes 532 amino acids. The record is from RefSeq and is a predicted model, not a curated record. Gene Ontology annotation, biological process: protein folding. The transcript has 4 exons. Gene Ontology annotation, cellular component: chaperonin-containing T-complex.